GGCGCGCGGACGAAAGAGACUUGCUGCCGGAGCUCACUUUGACUUUGACUUUGAUUGGAGACCCGAACUUCUUCAUCAUCUUCUUCUUCUUCUUCUUCCUCCUCCGCGCGUUCGAAGGACUUAAGACUUUCCACCCAGGGGAAGAAUGCAGAGAGAUGAAGUCUCCACGAGUUGGUCGCAAUGAGCGUGUUCGGACGUUGACAAGCGGAUUUUAGGGUUCGACUCAGUGACUGACUUUUCUUAUUUUUUAUUUCUUCCCUUUUCCGUCCCUGCUUAGUUAAUUCCAAAGUAAAACAUUGGAUUAUUAUUCAUAUCAAUUAUUGCAUUGAAGGUUGUUGCGUGUGCGCUGAUAAUUUGGACUUGAAAGAGGAUAUUGUGCUUUUAUUUUUCCCCUUUUCCUUCAAAAGCGGAUUAAUCUUUGGGAUUUUUUUCUCUCCUAAAAUCAUCGGAAUCCACAUCUUCAACAUGAAGUCCCACACUGCGUGGAUAUGCAUCUGCAGCUUUCUCCUGCUCUUAGAUGAGACGUCCGGUUCCUGGGACGGCUCCUCGGCUUUGUCCGCGGCGCCCUCGGCCGACGGCGACCCCGGGCCCGAAGGCGCCUCGUCGGAACUGGUGGACUGCAUCCAGGCCAGCGACAUGUGCAACCAGAACCCGCACUGCAGCUCCCGGUACCGCGUGAUGCGCCAGUGCCUCGUGGGCAAGGAGAAGGAGGCCAUGCUGGACAACAACAGGGAGUGUCAGGCGGCCUUGGAGGUGCUGCUGGUCAGUCCGCUGUUCGACUGCCGCUGCAAGAGAGGCAUGAAGAAGGAGCUGCAGUGUCUCCAGAACUACUGGACCAUCCACAUGGGACUCACCGAAGGUGGCGACAUGGAGGACUCAUCCCCGUAUGAACCAGCACCACCCGGACGACACCAGGAUGCUUUCCGUUUGGCCUCCAUCUCCUCAGGGAUGCUCACAGUGGCCCCGAAAGGAUUCCACUGUGCCGACGCCGAGAGAACCUGCAACCCCUGCCUGGACGCGGUCAAAGCCUGCAACCUCAACGGCACCUGCAAGAGGCACCGGUCGGCGUACAUCGCCACCUGCAUCAAGGAGGACACCAACAAAGGGGAAACCUGCAGCAAGAAGCGCUGCCACAAAGCGCUCAGGCUCUUCCUGGACCGCGUGCCCGCCGAGUUUAGCCACCGCCUGCUCUUCUGCCCCUGCCAGACCGAGGGCUGCGCCGAGCGCCGGCGCCAGACCAUCGUGCCCGAUUGCUCCUACCGAGAAAAGGACACGCCCAACUGUCUGGAGCUGAGGAAGGUCUGCCGCCAGGACACGCUCUGCAGGUCCAGGCUGGCUGAUUUCAUGGCGAACUGCCGCAGCAUCCCACCCACGGUGAGCACCUGUCCCAACCAAGACAAUCACCAAGCCUGCUUGGCCUCCUACACAAGGCUCAUCGGGACGGAGAUGACGCCCAACUAUGUGGACAGCAACUUCAGCCAGUGGACCAUCUCGCCAUGGUGCACUUGCAAAGGCAGCGGAAACCAGGAGGAAGAGUGCACCGACUUCCUGAGGAGCUUCUCCGACAACACCUGCCUGAAAAAUGCCAUUCAGGCUUUUGGUUAUGGUCUGGACUACAUGUCGAUCAAGAACGCAUCCGUCCUCGACCCCUCGGCCACGAUGAAGACGGGGUCGGAGAGAUCGACAUAUACCACGGAGCCCCCGUUUGUGACCAUCGUGAAGUAUCCCGAACCGAGAGACGGCGGGCCGGGCAAACCUCAGGGCCUGCCAGAGGAUCAGUGCGCGUGUGUGCGUGCCAACGUCUGGGCUCUGCUCCCCGGCCUGGCCUUGGCUGUGCUCCUGGCUCAACACGCCUUAUAGAAGUGCCAGGACGGGGGAGGGGAGGUCGCCCUCCCACCAGCUCGUCCCAAAAGCAGAAGGUGUCGUUUCUCCACUGAUAUGAAGAAGGCCCGUUUGAUUUGAAAGGGAAAAGUCAUUCAUUUGAUGUCAUCCCACCACGGAACUACGGACGGGACUUCUUUUACAAACGGACCCUCGCCGCCACGAGGGCCACACCCCCUCUGACAGAGACUUCUCGGGAGAAGAAAGGUUUAGAAAGACUUUUUGCUUCUUACGGGGGAGGGUCCGGUCCGCCUCUUUAUCACUAUUGUAAACUCCAAAUCUGUAAACACUACUCCAUGGUCUAAGUGUCGGUAUUUAGUAUCCGUGACCAUAAUCCAUCUACCGCAUUUUUCCGGGCGUGCACCGUCGUUCUUUGGUCAUCCGAAGUGUUGCUGUUGACGCCCUGUGGCUGUGCGCCGUACAUCCACUUGCACAUGUGAAUAUAAAUGUCUCUAUAUGUAUUUAUUGGGGGAAAGUGGGGGGAAAAAAAGACGAUUUUCCUUUUUUUCGGUCCAAGGAUAUCUGUACAGUGUGGAGUGAAAUGACUGGCAAAACACACACAACGAUGUUUUUACUUACGCCCGACGAUUCGCAAGUACAAAAAACGAUUUUCUUCAAGUAAAAAAAAACGAUUCGCAUAUUCAAAAAGAACAUUUUCUGCAAGUAAAACAACAAUUUGGAGAUUUCAAAAAAAUGAACAAGCACGAAAAGUUAAGAAAAAAAAAAACUUUUUACAAGUAAAAUAACAAUUUGCGUUUAAAAAAAACUAUUUUCUUUAUUUAGGAAAAUUUUGCACGUUUCCUUAAUGAAAAAACUAUUCACAAAAGACGAUUCGCAAGUAAAAAAAUAUAUUUUCUUUAAUUUGCAUGUAUGAAAAAUGUUGUCUGCAACUAAAAAACAAUUCGCAAGUAAAAAAAACCUAACAAUUUCCCAUGUAAAAAAUUAUUUACCAAAAACAAUUUGCAAGUAAAAAAUACAACAAUUUUAUUCAAUUAGAAAACGAUUCGCAAGUACAAAAAAAUAUAUUGUCUUUAAUUUAAAAAAUGAUUUGCACGAACAAAAAACAAUUUGGUUGAGUUAAAAAAAACUAUUUGCAAGUAUGAAAAAUAUUGUCUGCAACAAAAAACAAUUCGCAAGUAAAACAUGUUAUUCUUCAAUUAAAAAAACGAUAUGCGCAUAAAAAAACAUUAAAAAAAACUCUGCAAGCAAAAAUACCAUUCCCAAUUAAUAAAACAAUUUUCUUUAAUGUUAAAAAUGAUUUACAAAAACCUAUUGGCAAGUACAAAAAUAAAACUAUUUUAUUCAAUCAGAAAACGAUUCGCAAAUUAAAGAAAUGUUUUUCUUUAAUUUAAAAAAUUAUUUGCACGAACAAAAAACUAUUUGGUUGAAUUUAAAAAAAUUACUUGCAAGAAUGAAAAAUAUUGUCUGCAACUAAAAAACGAUUCACAGGUAAAACAUUUUAUUCUUCAAUUAAAAAACGAUUUGCGGGUAAAUAAAAAUGAAUCUAAAGUAUAAAAACUAUUUUCUGCAAAUAAAAAAACGAUUCACAGGUUAAAAAAAAGUAGCAACAAGUGAAAAAAAACAAUUUGUGUGUAAAAAACGAAACAAUUGUCUUCAAUUAAAAAACGAUUUGCGCGUAAAAAAAAAAAUAAAACAAAUUCUGCAAACAAAAAUACCAUUCCCAUUCAUAAAAACAAUUUUCUUUAAUGUAAAAAAUUAUUUACAAAAAACAAUUGGCAAGUAAAAAAUAAAACAACUUUAUUCAAUUAGAAAACGAUUCGCAAGUAAAAAAAAAAAUAUUUUCUUUAAUUUUGAAAAAUGAUUUGCACGAACAAAAAAUUAUUUUCUUGAAUCAAAAAAACUAUUUGAAAGUAUGAAAACUAUAGUCUGCAACUAAAAAACGAUUCGCUAGUACAUCAAAUGUUUCUUCAAUUAAAAAAACCAUUUGUGCAUAAAAAUACAAAUAAAUUCUGCAAGUAAAAAAAUUAAUCUAAAGUAUAAAAACAAUUUUUUUGCACGUACAAAAUGAUUCACAGGUUUAAAAAAGUAUCAACAAGUAACAAAAAUUAUUUGCGUCUAAAAAACAAAACAAUUUUCUUCAAAUAAAAAACGAUUUGCGCGUGAAAAAAAAUUAUGCAAGCAAAAAUACCAGUCCCAGUUAUAAAAACAAUUUUCUUUAAUCUAAAAAAGGAUUUACCAAAAAAUAUUGGCAAGUUAAAUAAAACAAUUUCAUUCAAUUAAAAAACAAUUUGCACUUAAAAAACAUAACAUUUUCUGCAAGUAAAACAACAAUUUGCACCUAAAGAAAAAUUAUGUUAUUAAAAAAUCAAUUCGCACGUAAAAAAAAACAAUUUUCUGCCAUUAAAAAAACAAUUUGCAAGUAUAAAACAAUUCUCUGUAAUUAAAUUUUUUUUUUCGCAAACAAUUAGCAAGUAAAAAAAAUUUUUAUUUUCAAAUUGAAAAAAACUUAGCAAGUAAAAAAACAACUAUUUUCUACAAGUAAGAAAAUGAUUAUCACAUACAAAUAAAAAAUUUUGUAAGUAAAAAAAAAAAUUCCCAAGUAUAAAAACAAUUUUCUUCAAUUGAAAAAACGAUUUGCACGUAAAAAAACAACAACAAUUUCCAGCAAUUAAAAGAAAUAUUCACAACUAGAAAAAAAAACUAUUUCCUGAAAUGAAACAAUAUAUCUGCACAUAAAAUAAAACAAUUUUAUGCAAGUAAAAUAACAAUUCGCAAGUAAAAAAACCAACUAGUUUCUUUAAUUAAAUAAACAACUCACACAUAAAAAAAACUAUUUUCUGCAAGAAAAAAAAGCUAUGCAGAUAUAAAAACAAGUAAAAAACAAUUUGAAAUGAUAAAAACAAGAUAGAAAAUGUUGGCACUAAUAGUGCACCCUGCAUUGCCUAAUUCUGUCAUUUUUUGCGGAUGGCACCAUACGCAAAUAACAGUAGCUCUGACAGCCUUAAAUUGACUUAGCAGCACCACCUGUGGCAGAGUGCAAAUGGUGGAAUGUUACAGCCAAAAAACUUUUAACUUGAAAAUAUUUUAUAUUUUUACUUGCAAUUCAGUCAUUUACUUGCAUUUUUUUUUUAUACUGGCAAAUAUUUAUUUUACUUGCAAAAAAUAGCUUUUUUACUUGCCAACUUUAAAAAAAAAAAAAUAUUGCAGAAAAUGGUUGUUUUACUUGCAAAUCGUAAAAAAAAACAUUUCCGUGUGUGCUUGGCGGUCAUUUCACUCCAAACGUGGAACAUGAAGACUCUGUGUUGGCGACCAAACUGACUUCUCACUUUUUUGGAAGGCCUUCAUUAUCUGCGCUGAAAUAAAUGUGUCUAUAUAAGGAAUGAUGACAAAGAAUGUAACAGGAAUGAGAUUAAAUGAACUACGUCUGCUCCGAAAGUGUGUGUGUGAGUGUGUGCGUGUGUUUAUUUGUGUUGACAAUCAGCACAGUGUGUGUUAGGGAUGUAACGAUUACAGUCACAACCACUGUGUUACCAACUGAUGGGUAAAUGACGCCUGAGUGAGUGCAUGGCACACUCACUACCUGUUUUGACACGGUUUCAUUAUGGUCACAUGCCGGAUUAAAUAAUAAUAAUAAUAAUAAUAGUGAGCAUAUACUGUAUGAUUGUUUUUAAUAAAUAGCUGCAUAGGAAGAAAUAUAAAAAAAAACUGAAUAUGGCCUUUGGUCAAUGAGCCAAAUAGGAGCGGCUGGCACGCUAAUCGCUUGCUAGCUUGAAUGCUAGCAUGAGCACAAUACAGAUCUUUUCCCCGUGACAAACAACACCUGUUUGCCUUUAUCAUUAAAAAUCGCUCUAAAACCUCGACAACAGACGUCUUCUGCAAGCAGUCCGUGGACCUCUGGUGGUCUGCAAAGGUACUGCAGGUGGUGGUGGAAUUUUUAGUAUUUUUCUACGAACGUAAACGUCUUGAUAUAGACAUAAAUGUUGAUCCGACGCACUGUGGUGUGUUUAUAAAUGGCCGCCGUAAUGACUUUAAAUUGCAGGUUUCAAAUAAAUAAUGUACAAUAUUGUCUUCAUGUUAGCAUUUACCAACAUUUAGCGCUAUUGGUACCAGCUAGCGAUUAGCGCUCUAGUUAUUAGCUGGCGAUGAGCGCGCUCUUGUCACUUGUCAGCUAAUGAGAAGUGAUCGAGCUGCCAGCUAGUGAUUAGCACACCAGUUGUCAGAUAGUGAUUCGGGCUCUAGUUUUCAGCGAGCAUUUAACACUCUCGUUGCCACCUAGCAAUUAGCACGUUAGUUGCCAGCUCAUGUUUAGGGUUCUAGUUUCCAGCUAGCAAUUAGCCUACUUGUUGUCCCUUGUCAGCUAGCAAUUACAACACCAGCUAGCAAUUAGCAUGCUAGUUGUCAAUUCUCAGAUAGCAGGGAGUGCACAAAAUGCCAGCUAGCAAUGAGCACAUUAGUUGAUCUAGUUGCCAGCUAAUGACAGGUAGCAAUUAGCGCUCUAGUUGUUAGCUAACAAUUAACACUCUCGUUGCCAGCUAGCGUUUAGCAUUCUAGUAACCAGCGAGUAAUUAGGGUUCUAGUUGCCAGCUCGUGUUUAGCAUUCCAGUUGCCAGCUAGCAAUUAGCCUGCCAGUUGUCACUUGUCAGCUAGCGAUUACAACAUCACUUAUCAGCUGGCAAUUAUCAGGCUAGUUGUCAAUUCUCAGAUAGCGAUUAGUGCACAAGAUGCCAGCAACAAUGAGCGCGUUAGUUGUCACUUGUAAGCCAGCGAGUAGCGAUCUAGUUGCCGGCUAGUGAUUAGCACACCAGUUGUCAGCUAGCGAUUAAUGCUCUAGUUGUCAGCUAGAAAUGAACACUCUAGUAAACAGCUAGUUAUUAGUAUGCUAGUUGCCAGCUAGCAAUUAGCCUGCUAGUUGUCACUUGUGAAAUACAGAUUACAACACCAGUUAUCAGCUAGCGAUUAGCAUGCUUGUGGUCAAUUCUCAGCUAGCGUUUAGUGCACAAGAUGCCAGCAAGCAAUGAGCGCGUUAGUUGUCACUUGUAAGCCACCGAAUAGCGAUCUAGUUGCCAGCUAGUGAUUAGCACACCAGUUGUCAGCUAGCGAUUAAUGCUAUAGUUGUCAACUAGAAAUGAACACUCUUGUAAACAGCUUGCGAUUAGUGCACUAGUUGCCAGCUCAUGUUUAGUGUUCUUGUUGCCAGCUAGCAAUUAGCCUGCUAGUUGUCACUUGUCAGCUAGCGAUUACAACACCAGUCAUCAGCUAGCGAUUAGCAUGCUUGUGGUCAAUUCUCAGCUAGCGAUAAGUGCACAAGAUGCCAGCAAGCAAUGAGCGCGUUAGUUGUCACUUGUAAGCCAGCGAGUAGCGAUCUAGUUGCCAGCUAGUGAUUAGCACACCAGUUGUCAGCUAGCGAUUAUUGCUCUAAUUGUCAACUAGCAAUUACCACUCUCGUAGCCAGCUAGUGUUUAGCGCGCUAAUUGACAGCUAACGUUUAGCAAUCUAGUCGCCAGCUAGCGAUUGGCCUGCUGGAUCUAACUUCUCCCAGCUAGUGAUCAAUGCACAAGAUGCCAGUCGUAAGCUAGCAACUAGCGCUCUUCUUUCCACCUAGCGAUUAGGUCUCCAGUUGUUAGCUAGCAAUUAGCCGGGUAGUUGUCACUUGCAAGCUAGUGAGUAUUGCUCUCGUUGCCUGAUAGUGAUUAGUACACCAGUUGUCGACUAGCGAUUAGCGCCCUAGUCGUCAGCUAUCAAAUAACACUCUAAUAGCCGGCUAGCGUUUUAGUAACCAGCAAGCGAUUAGCGUGCCAGUUGCCAGCUCGAAUUUAGCUUUUUCGUUGCCAGCUAGCGAUUACAACACCAGUUAUCAGCUAGCGAUUAGCAUGCUAGUUGUCAAUUCUCAGCGAGCGAUUAAUGCACAAGAUGCCAGCUAGCAAUGAGCAUGUUAGUUGUCACUUGUCAGUUAGCGAUUUGCGCUCCAGUUGCGAGAUAGCAACCAGAACUGCUCGUUAUCACUUGUCAGCUAGCAAUUAACACGCUGGUUGCUCGCUAGCAAUUAGCGUCUUCGUUACUAGCAAGCGACUAAUUAUUUCGUUGCCAGCUAGCGAUCACCAUAAGCGUUAUCAGCUAGCAAUUAACAAACUAUUUGUUAAAUGACAGCUAGCAACUAGCGCACAAGUACUUAUUGUUCAAUCAAUCAAUCAUCAAUCAAUGUUUACUUAUAUAGCCCUAAACAACCAGUGUCUCAAAGGGCUGCACAAGCCAUAACAACAUCCUUGUUACAUCCCUAGUGUGUGUGUGU
Messenger RNA from Nerophis lumbriciformis (worm pipefish), 8131 nucleotides. RefSeq names its product GDNF family receptor alpha-2-like. Gene Ontology annotation, biological process: nervous system development. The record is from RefSeq and is a predicted model, not a curated record. Gene Ontology annotation, molecular function: signaling receptor activity. Gene Ontology annotation, cellular component: signaling receptor complex; external side of plasma membrane. NCBI's taxonomy places the organism in Eukaryota, Metazoa, Chordata, Actinopteri, Syngnathiformes, Syngnathidae.